AUGCGUAGACAUUUAAGGAAGCCUCCAUCCUUUGAUACUUAUCUUUCUUCUUCACAACCUACACCUGUCAUUCAAUCAAACACACCACCUCAUACACCACCUUACUGUUCAAAGAGGUCUAACUCACUAUCCUCCUCAUGCUCUUCGAUUUCAUCGGAGGAUAAUCCUAAUUAUCCAAAUUUUUCCAGAGAAGAAUUGAUUUAUGCUAAAAAUUCUCUGAAUAUAUCUACCAGUUCACUUAAUAGUAUUCCUCAAAUUCGUACACGAAGAAGUUCAGGUGCUACCAAAUCUGUUCGGUUUUUAGGAGCAGAUGAUGAUAAAAGUGACCGUUCUAGUAUUUCAAGUUCUUUGG
Molecule: messenger RNA, 352 nt
Organism: Racocetra fulgida
Lineage: Eukaryota; Fungi; Glomeromycota; Glomeromycetes; Diversisporales; Gigasporaceae
Source: the annotation of a GenBank genome assembly